AGUUGCUGAAAUAAUUUUCCCUUCCUUUAGUUUACAAUGGAUUUUGGAUAAACAAGAUCUGUUGAAGGAACGCCAGAAAGACUUGAAAUUUCUGACUGAAGAAGAAUAUUGGAAACUGCAGAUAUUUUUUACUAAUGUUAUCCAGGCUUUAGGUGAACAUCUUAAAUUAAGACAACAAGUUAUUGCCACUGCUACAGUCUACUUCAAGAGAUUCUAUGCCAGAUAUUCCCUAAAAAGUAUAGAUCCAGUAUUAAUGGCUCCUACGUGUGUGUUUUUGGCAUCCAAAGUAGAGGAAUUUGGUGUAGUUUCAAAUACAAGGUUGAUUUCUGCUGCUACUUCUGUAU
This is a messenger RNA of Mesitornis unicolor (brown roatelo), 344 nucleotides long. Its product is annotated as cyclin-C-like. Lineage: Eukaryota; Metazoa; Chordata; Aves; Mesitornithiformes; Mesitornithidae. The annotation marks the transcript as partial. Gene Ontology annotation, biological process: positive regulation of transcription by RNA polymerase II. Gene Ontology annotation, molecular function: cyclin-dependent protein serine/threonine kinase regulator activity. The record is from RefSeq and is a predicted model, not a curated record. The transcript has 4 exons. Gene Ontology annotation, cellular component: nucleus; mediator complex.